AUGCAAGCAUAUGCAGCUGGACUUGUUGAAGGUUUAUUAACAAAAGUACAAAUUCACUAUCAUUAUUUAAAUACCGUUAGCCAAUUAUGUAAAAAUGCUAAAGAAUAUUGUUUAAAAUUAUUUAACUAUCUUAAGUUGAAUUUAGAAUGGAUUGAAUCACAGGUUAUGUCAAACCCUCCAACAGAUUUAUAUUGGCGCCAUGUUAAUUUAACAUAUACCCAACUUACUGGAAUUCAAGAUGGUUAUGGCCCAGAAAAACAAUUUUAUCUUUCAAGAGUUAGAUUUGCAAUUACUCCAAUUUUAAAAAUACAAAUGGCCGGAGAUUUUUUUGAUUUGGAUAGAGUUUUUAAAAAACCUAAAACUAAUUAUUCCUCAAAUAGUCAUUGCUCUGGAUUUGUUAAAGUACUUGAAGGAAAUAAAGAUAUAUUAAUAUCUCAUGUAACCAUGCUUGGAUAUAAAUCUAUGAAUAGAAUCUUAAAAUUAUAUAAAUUGGCUUAUGAUCCAAAAGAAGUGCCGGGACAUACAAUUUCAAUUUCUAGCUAUCCACGUUCAGUAACUUCUCAAGACGAUUUUUCACUGACAAGUGGUGGAUUGGGAAUUUUAGAGACAACAAUCACCCUUUCAGACGAAUCUAUUUAUUCAAAUAUAAACCCAAUUGGCCAACUUAGUUGUUGGCUUCGUUCUUUUAUUGCUAAUCAAUUGGCAAAAACUUCGCAUGAAUGGGUUCUAAUUUUUGAACGUGGUACAACAGUAAGCAGAGAUAUGACUUGGUUUUUAAGGAAAUAUAAUUAUUGGCCAUCAUAUAAUAUUCCAUUUUUAAAGAAAAUUUCUGAUUUGGGUGGAUUUACUGAAAAAGCAAAUAUUAAUAAUUGGUGGCGUUGGGGUUAUUCACCUAGAGCUAAAAUAUUUCAAAGAGAUCAUAAUAAAGUUAAAGAUAUGGAAACAUUAAGGGAAUUAAUGAGAUAUAAUGAUUACAAACACGAUGAAUAUUCAAAAUGUAAAUGUGACCCACCAUACACAGCAGAUGGAGGUAUUUCUACAAGAAGUGAUUUAAAUCCAUUAAAUGGAACUUGGGAAUUACCAGAUAUGGGGUUUAAAAAUGAAGGAACUAUCGACUAUAAAGGAACUAAUUAUAAACUUUUUAAUAAAUUUCAAUUCGAAGUAAUUGGAGGUCCAAUUUAUGGAGGUCCAAGUAAUUUACCUCCUUUCAGUUGGAAAAAUACAACAAUUGAUGCUUUACAUUAUGGCCAACCAAUUAUUUGGAAAUUCAAAAAUUUUACGAUUGAAUGGCAAACAGAACUUGAAUAA
This is a messenger RNA of Meloidogyne enterolobii, 1308 nucleotides long. The record is from the annotation of a GenBank genome assembly. Lineage: Eukaryota; Metazoa; Nematoda; Chromadorea; Rhabditida; Meloidogynidae.